UCAUAGCCAAAUAGAUAUAGCAUACUUAUACUAGCAGAUAUGAGACUUAGGCGACUCUGAACACACUGUACAACAUAAUGACUGAACCGAGAAGGGAGGGGAGUUUAGUUCGCUACUAUUGCACUGCUGGUAAUGGCAUGGAGCAUUUUCUAAUUGACGAGGUGAAGAAGAAGCUGGCAGCUGAAGAUGUGUGUCAGAUGCCAGGUAAAGUGUUGUUCAGCUCCUCUGCGGGGAUCGACAGAGUCAGUGAGCUGAAGGCUGCAGAAAGACUCUUCCUCCUGUUGAAACAAGACUCGCCUGUGUGGCUGUCAGCCCACACUAGCCAAGCAAAGGCAGCCUCUUUGCUGCAGUCCAGGCUGUUAGCUGACAGCAAUCAGUGGACCAGUGCUGUAAUAACAUGGAGCCGCCUGCAGGGGGAGCUGGCAGACAGAAGGACUGCUGUCAACACAAGCGCUACCCAGGAACUGACAAUGAAAAGGGAGGAGGGAAGUAGGAGUGAAGAGGAGGAGAAGGGCGAUGUGGAAUCCAGAAAAAGCACAGGAGCACAGAGGGAGGAGAGCAGGAACAGGAGGCUGAGAAGUGGCGGACAAAAUCAAGCACAGACACUGGAAAAGAAGAGAAAGAGGGAUGAUGAAGAUGAGGAGGAGGAAAUGAGUGGUGCAGCUCAGGACUCAAGUAGUGAGAAGAAAGUAGAGAAAGAGAUGACAUCUGAGGGAGAAAGGAGGAGAGAGGGAGAAGAGGAGAAAGGACUGGUUAGUAAGUUUAGUGGCUGCAGAAAGAAUGGUAGCAGCAGGAGGAUGGAUGACAUGGAGGAGGACGUUGCUGGAGAAGUUUUGGAAAAUGUGAACACGACAGGAGAAAGAGGUACGAGUCUGCUGCAACCCAGCAGGCUCAAACCAGAGCCUUGUUCUGUCCCGGUCUCUUUUAGGAUCAGCUGCAAGUGCACUGGAUCUCUGUCCCGUUACUUCAGCACACAGGAGGUGAGCAAAGUGAUUGGAGUGGGUCUGAGCAGACUGCUGGGCUGGAAGACUGAGCUGAAGAAUCCACAACUGGAGGUAAAUGUUUAUUUGAGCGAUGAUCACUGCCUGCUGGGGAUUCCACUCACCAGGUUACCUCUGGCUAAGCGGAGCUACAUCAGAACAACAGGACUGAGGUCUACUGUAGCCUGGGCUAUGGCCUCCUUGGCUCAGAUACAGCCAGGCUUCUGUGUCGUCGACCCAAUGUGUGGAGUGGGAACCAUCUUAAUAGAAGCAGCACAGGAGCACAAGGCUGUCCGUUUCCUGGGCGUGGACUUUGAUGAUGGACAGCUGCAGAAGGCCAAUGAGAACGUAGAGUUUGCAGAGCUGGGAAACAGGUUACACCUGCUGAAAGCUUCAUCUAUGGCGCUGCCUCUGCCCAGCGCCAGUGUAGAUGCUGUAGUCUGUGACCUGCCUUUUGGCAGGAAGUUUGGCACCAAAACAAACAUGGCUGCCAACCUGCCACUCAUCCUCACUGAGAUGGAGAGAGUCCUUUGUAUUGGUGGUACCCUGGUUCUUCUCCUGAGUCCUCAGCUAUCCUGUCUGCUGAAAAAACUCCUGGCACAGAAAGACACGAGACCAACAUCUCACCAGGAAACAAAACCUCAAACUGGGACACAAGUCUGCGCCUCUCCUUCUCUAUCUCCAACAAAGCAGCAGCCUUUUCAGAUCCAUCAGGAGGCCAAUCCCCCGCCUACCCAGAAAACAGACUCUCAGUCUGAGCUCCAACACAGUGUGCCUCCCUCUCUCUCCUCCCUGAAGCACCAGAAAACUCUGAGAGUCAGCUUAGGCUUGAUAGAUGGACUUAUCCAUAAAUAUGUCAAGAUUGGCACUUGAUCAGUGAUGGGGGGAGUUACACGUCAUAGUAAUUAGUUACACUUCGUUGUUACUUAUUCUGUAAAAUACUUUGAAAUGCCACAGUUAAUUAGAACUACCGUUAUUGUUUGACUGUUUGUUUCCCUGUUGUUUUUAUAUUACAAAUAAUAUGAAGAAAUAUAUUUUUUGAAACAACGGUGAAAGUUGUGGAUUGGAAAUGUUGACAU
Chelmon rostratus (copperband butterflyfish) is the source of this 2059-nucleotide messenger RNA. RefSeq names its product THUMP domain containing 2 (gene thumpd2). The transcript has 11 exons. The coding region runs from base 78 to 1853 and encodes 591 amino acids. Gene Ontology annotation, biological process: tRNA methylation. Gene Ontology annotation, molecular function: RNA binding; tRNA (guanine) methyltransferase activity. The record is from RefSeq and is a predicted model, not a curated record. Lineage: Eukaryota; Metazoa; Chordata; Actinopteri; Chaetodontiformes; Chaetodontidae.